CGUCAGCGCGUAGCAUGAUCUCCGCCGCUCCGUCCGCAGAGUCUCCAUCUCCAACCGGUUUACCACCGUGAACUCCACACGGGUUUAGCAGCAUAAACACCGCCUUAUCCGCAGAUCACCAUCGGACAUGGAAGCAGCCUCCUCCUCUUCCACUCAGUGCAGUUACAGUUAUGAAGACUACAAAGAGACGGCGGACUGGCUGUUGGCACAAACAGAGAAACGUCCCAAAGUGGCCAUCAUCUGUGGUUCCGGCCUGGGCGGCUUGGCUGAAUUGCUAGAUGAAAAGAUCAUGUUCCCGUAUGAAGGCAUUCCACAUUUCCCCACCAGCACUGUGCAGGGCCAUGCAGGGCGGCUCGUGUUCGGGAAGCUGCAGGGCUGCGAGUGCGUCUGCAUGCAAGGGCGAUUCCAUUUCUACGAGGGCUACAACAUUCACACGGUGACAUACCCGGUGAGAGUCUUCUUCCUGCUGGGCGUGGAAACUGUGAUUGUGACAAAUGCUGCAGGCGGCCUCAAUGAAUGCUACAGUGUUGGAGACAUCAUGCUCAUCAAGGAUCACAUCAACAUGCCUGGCUUUGCUGGUCAGAGCCCUCUGUGUGGGCACAAUGAUACAAGGUUUGGAGUGCGUUUCCCUUGCAUGUCUGACGCAUAUGACAAAGAGCUGAGGUCCCUGGCCAAACAAACAGCAGAGGAGCAGGACUGCAGCAGCUUCCUGCAGGAAGGCGUUUACUGCAUGCUGGCCGGACCGACAUAUGAGACCAUCGCAGAGAGCAGAGCUCUGCAGAAGCUCGGGGCUGACGCUGUCGGUAUGAGCACUGUUCCUGAAGUGGUGGUGGCGCGUCACUGUGGGCUGCGUGUUUUGGGUCUGUCUCUCAUUACCAACAAGGUGGUGACCGAUUACGACAGCAAUGAAAAGGCGAACCAUGAGGAGGUCCUGAGGACAACUGAACACCGGGCCAAGGAUCUUCAGAGGCUUGUCAGUCACCUAAUCAAGAAGCUUUAACAUCUCCCCAUCCAAGAUUGGUUUGAACAAAAAUAAAGGCACUGGGGUUUUUGUGGUGGCGGGACAAACAUAGCUUUGAUCAAAAAGUGGAACGUGUGAAAGGAAGUCAUUAUGGUCGUAAUGAGCUUCAACGUUUUAAAGGUUGCAAGUAUAUAAAGAAGCAAAAAGGACAUCAGCUGGAAAAAGUAAAGCACUAAAAGAGCCUAUAGUUUCUAAGUUGUCCUAAAAAUAAUUAUCUAUAUUGUGACACCAAUUUUGGCAGAUAUACUCUGUAUAUACAUUAGUGGGCUAAUCAAUUAGCCUACUAAUGAUACUGCUAAUCACCAUCAGCUCUAAGACACUUUAAGUUUAAAUUUCUACAACAAGGCUGAAAGCCACGUUUUUAUUCUAAAACAUGACUAGAAAACCUUGUGAUAAGAUGUGGCUCCUAUCAAAUGUUAUAGGUUUUACAGCAAUAAUAUAUUGCCUUGCACAAGUACUUAUACUAUAUACCUAGCUAUUUUUUUUUUUCACAAGCUGGGGUGGUGGUGGAAACAGAAAGAAAGGCAUGACCCAAGAAUAGCACUGGAACCAGUUGGGCAGGAAAAGCAUAGGAACAUGAAUAAAAUAAAAUAAAAAAAGGUUCCGUCUGCAGUACUGAGAAACUUUAGUAGCUACUUUUAGUACCAUACUGAGACAAACUUUCAUCAUCUGAUGAAAAUAUUUUAUUUUAUUAUUUUAUUUUUUUGCUAAACUCAAACAAAUUCAUUACAGCCUUGCUACACUGCUGACACUAACAUAUUUAAUUAUUUGAUUAAAGGCUUUUUGAAAAAUACUUUUAAUUACUUUUUAUCUUUAAUGGAACGCCAGUGGAACAACAAAUUAGUCACAAUAGAGAAUGCGUCAUUGGUUUUGGAAAUGCCUCCUGUGCACGGCUCAAACUUGGUUUGACACUGUCAAUUACCUCAGCAUCUUUUUGCAAACAGUAAAGUCCGUAUGUGGGACCAAAUUGAAAUUAUAAAGUAGCUACUUGAAAAAAUAUGUGUCUUUGUGGACAUGUUCAAUAGGUUUUGCACAGUAAUGGACAUUCUCUGUAGCUUCUCUUUUCAGACGAUUAUGUCUGUGUUUUUUUUUUUACCUUUUAAUGUCACUUACAUUAACCGUGCUUAUAAGUCAUGUGGGAUGUCAGAAAUAUCUCGAAGCAGGAAUAAGUAGUUUAUGGGGAGAGCUCAAUUUGUGACAUACAACUGCAGAAAACUCUUCUAGUGUUUUAAAUUUGCAUUCAAAGAUUGCACGUUUAAAGACAGAAUAGAAAGUGAUUUUUUUUUUUUUUUUUUGCAAAAGCAGUGGUAUUUGUUUUCUGACAUCAGCGCUGCAGGGUGACUGUGUCAUUUUUCCUGUGUUUCUUUUAGUGGUUAAGUAGCUAAAGUUUUGGAGGUUUUGAUGUCAGAAUUUGUGUAUUAAAGUGGGUGAUGGCUACAAUGAAUAUGAGACUUUAUGCAUGUUUUAUAGUUCAUACAGAUCAUAUUGUGUGAUCUUUGCUGAAGAAAACAGUGCUUUAACACCACAUUAAAACAAUGAAGCUACAUGACACUAGCUGCUAUUUAAAGGAAGGAAGUUUGAAUAUUUGGUAAUAACAAUUCACAAAAGUACUUAUUUUUGCUCUAGUCUAAAUCAAUGUCACAGAGUAGUUUAUUGACCGAAGCAUUUAUAAUGGAAACAAAUAUAUAUAUAUAAAAAAAUAAAAGGUGCAACCCAAAUCUAAACUUUAAAUUAAAUUAAUUUUAAAAUGAACACAAUUACUUUUUUGAAGCAUUUUAGACAGCAAAAAGCUUUCUGUUAGUGAUCUUAUGGACCAGCAGAUUUUUAUCAAAUGAAUUAAUACAAUCUACAUCAAAUCCCAUGAAAAGCAACUCUCAACCAUUAAUAUUUACAUAUAAAUAGGCAGAGGUGCCAUUAUAUUUCCACACUAAACAAUGACAACGCUGUAAAAACUGGGAGGAGUUAUAAUACCUGGACCUGCAGUUUUCAAGCUGCUGUGUGCUGCCUCGGAAACACUUGCCAGCUUUCCUUGACCGUCUCAUUCAUUAGAGCUGAAAAGGGCAAAAAAAUCCAGGAUCAGCAGUCAACCUCUUAGAGCAUUUGGAUCAGGCAGAACACCAAGAUGCUAAUGGUAUUCUUAAAGGGGAAUUGCACUCAAAAGGAAACAAUGAUGUCUGACAGGGACUAAAUGUACACGCAACUCACAAUGGUGCUAUUCUCUGUGUAUAAAUUGGUUUGACUCUUAAGUUUAGAACUAUUUUAGUUUUAUCUUAAUGUCCUAGUUUGUUUAACUAUACCGGUGGUAUGUUGUAUGUUUGAUUUAACCCUGCUGACUGUAUCUAAGAUUCAGGUUUAAAACUGGUUCACUUACAGAGUAAUGUAAAAAUGAAAUGAUUGAUUUUCUUGAAAAAUGUUGCUGCUGUCUAAUAAAAAAAACACCUUGCAGAAUGCA
Molecule: messenger RNA, 3473 nt
Organism: Fundulus heteroclitus (mummichog)
Lineage: Eukaryota; Metazoa; Chordata; Actinopteri; Cyprinodontiformes; Fundulidae
Gene: pnp6
Product: purine nucleoside phosphorylase 6
Exons: 6
Coding region: 128-1000 (290 amino acids)
Biological process (GO): nucleoside metabolic process
Cellular component (GO): cytoplasm
Molecular function (GO): purine-nucleoside phosphorylase activity
Source: RefSeq, a predicted model, not a curated record